GUUACUAUUUUUGACGUUCGCAUUGUUUCUGUUGUGAUUCAUAAGGAAAGUAAAAAUUGUGUAAAUUUUAUUUUUUUAAUUGUUCAGUCGUAUAAAAUCAAAUAAUAACAAGAUAAUGGAAACUAAUAACACUGCAGCUGAAAAACUAGCUGAGCGAAAGGAGCGUUUACGAAAUUUGCAUAAAUUACGUCAAAAUGCCCGUACAGAAAAUCAUCAAGAAGUCGUAGCUGAGGAUGCUCGUAAAAAAUUGCCAAAUAAUUGGGAAGCGCGAAAACGUCAAGCGGAUUGGAUAAUAGCUGAUGAAAAAGCUCGUACUGAAGCGAAAGCUGCAGGAAAGGACUAUGAACGUUUAAAAUUAUUAGAAGUGUCUGCAGUUGAUGCAGAACGCAUCGAAAAGAAAAAAAGGAAGAAAAACCCAGAUUUGGGGUUUUCCACGUACGAAGCACAAACAGCGCGGCAACAUAGUCGAUUAGUUAAAAAUAUGCCUCCGCGUGAUAUGGGAAAAUAUGAAAAACAAAAGGCUGAAUUAGGUGAUGCAUUCUAUGGUGGUCCAAACACAGUUUUGCAUGGUUUGACCAAAGACACACCUGCCGCAAUCAAUAAUAUGGUCAAAGAUUUAGAACAACAAAUUGAACGAAGAAAGAAAUACUCCAGACGACGUAUUUAUAAUGAUGAUGCCGACGUUGACUUUAUUAAUGAACGUAACUCUAAAUUUAACAAGAAACUCGAACGUUUCUAUGGUGAGCACACUGCAGAAAUCAAACAAAAUUUGGAGCGUGGCACGGCCAUUUAAUUUAAAAGUGAUAAUCUAAUUAUGUUGAUGUAAA
This is a messenger RNA of Teleopsis dalmanni, 827 nucleotides long. Its product is annotated as pre-mRNA-splicing factor Syf2. The coding region runs from base 116 to 793 and encodes 225 amino acids. The record is from RefSeq and is a predicted model, not a curated record. Gene Ontology annotation, cellular component: catalytic step 2 spliceosome; post-mRNA release spliceosomal complex; Prp19 complex. Lineage: Eukaryota; Metazoa; Arthropoda; Insecta; Diptera; Diopsidae. The transcript has a single exon.